Coprinopsis cinerea okayama7#130 is the source of this 1569-nucleotide messenger RNA. RefSeq lists its product as hypothetical. The coding region runs from base 1 to 1569 and encodes 522 amino acids. The transcript is spliced from 5 exons. The record is from RefSeq and is a predicted model, not a curated record. NCBI's taxonomy places the organism in Eukaryota, Fungi, Basidiomycota, Agaricomycetes, Agaricales, Psathyrellaceae. Gene Ontology annotation, cellular component: nucleoplasm; cytosol; centrosome.
AUGUCUCUUUCUUCUCAACCACCACCACCGUCUAGUUCUCUAGGCUCUCUCUGUGAAUCGCUAAAACCUCCCGUAGAGUUCAAUCGCUAUGAAAACGCAGACGCCGAAACGCAUGCGAGGCUGGAGAAAUGGAAGAACGGCUCUGUGGCGAGGCUGAGAGAACUGCGAGAUCUUAUCCGGCAACAUGUUGGUGGCGAACCGUCUCUGGGGUCUUCUGGUCAGGACAAUGGCGCGGGCUUUUCAUUGGACGAAUCAGUGGCUAUUAUAGCUGCUACGACACCGUUUGCCGUGGACUUGGUGCAGCUCAACAACGAGAUUGGCGGUGGAGAAAGAUAUGUAGAGGAAACGAACGUCUUACGGUCUCUCCUGUGUGUAUGGAUCCUACCCGAGUCCCAAGAAAUCGCGCAAGACAUCCUCGACCUCCUCUACCCAUCCACCUCGCAGUCUCCUACCUCUCCCCCACAACCACCACACGUACCCCAACAAACACUCCGCCACCUCCUUUCACACACGAUCAAACCCAUUUUCAAAGCCUCCAACCCCCAUCCCCAUCUAAACCUCCAAACUGGAAAAAGUCUUCCGCCUAGUCAGGUGGGGAGACCCCCGCAACAAGGAGGGUUCGCGAGUGUGACGCAGGAUUUUUAUGAAUCUGAGGGGCAGAGGUGGAAAGGCUGGGUUGGACUUGGGGGGAUUCUUUAUUGGUGUGUUUCGAACCUCGAGGCAAGCGCGUAUGAGGACGUAUGGCAUCUGGUCAUUCCGCCUCUCAUGACCUUCUUGGAUGACUACCAACCGCCGUAUAAGUUAUGGGGUCUAUACAUCGUCCGCGCAAUGCUCCAACGCGUUCCUUCCACUCUCCUACGCAAAACUGGAAUCGACGGAUUGAUUCGAUCCUCUUUUGGCAAAGCACUGGCACACCAAGACUCUGAAAUAGCACCUCCAAUCCUCCGACUAGCCAUUUCGCAGUCUCUCAAGCUAAUCCUGCUCACAACCCAACGCGGUUCAAAAGACCGAUUCGACGCCCUAUGCACGCUCGUAGGCGAAAACAUCAUCUCGGAUAUUUGGACAUACGCGUUCGACAAACCCGCGGUCGUACGAGCGACGCUCGACGCGCUCCCAGAUGUCGUUAGAGAACUCGAUGUCGGAUGCACGCGGUUCCUAAAGAUGUUCAUCCCCCAACUAACCCAGCCCCUCCUCCUCCCCUCCCAGUCCCCUCCAAUACCCGGCCUCCCACCGAUCGACCCCUUACACCUCACAAUCCAACUCUCAUCCCUCAAACUCCUCAUACCAUUGAUCAACGUCUGCGCACCGCGGAUGUACAACUGGAGACUAACUAUCCUGAACGCCCUGGUGCGGUGCUGGGUUUCAGUGAUCGUAGACAGAGCGAAAUUGCUUGUCGAUGUCUCCUCAGGUUCGGAGAACAAGGACGGAGGAGGACAACCUCCAGGCAUCGAUGAAGGACUGGAGGAGCUGAAGGCGCUGUUACAAGAAGCAUGUCGCGAUCUUGUUUCAGCCUGUCCUUCGCUCAAAGAGGUCAGUAAUUUGCAUUCCUUGGAUGAUAGCCGUGAUUGA